AUGGCGGCAAUUUCUGGUGGCGGCCCGCUAAGGCGCAGCGGCCGUCUGAAGGUGCUUUCUCCAAGUAAUAACGGCAACAGCGAGGCCGGAGUCUCGGCGCAGGCGGCGUCUGAUUCCGCAGGCCGAAUCGUGUCUGGUAAUGCGCGUUUGUCAAAGGCGGAGACCAGGGAAACGAGAUAUGCGAGAAGGAACCGAGCCAGCGAAGCUGAAGACUCCAGUCUUAAUGAAAGUGCGAGAGAUGGACACGUCAGAGAGGUGAAGCCCCCCACCAAAAGCGGAGACCCCAACCCUGCACAGUCUGGGACCCCCACUAAGAACAAAGUUCUCAGCCCUUCAAGGUUUGGGACCCCCACUAAGAACAAAGCCUUAAGCCCUAGAAAUGUUGGGACUCCCACAAAAGGCAAAGGUUCCAACCUCAGAAUGGCUGAGACCCAAACUAAAAGCAAAGGCCCCAGUCCUAGAAAGGUGGGGAUUCCCAAUGAGCAUGAAAGGGCCAGCCCCAUAAAGUCUGGGGCCUCCAGAAUUAGCAAAGCCCAUAGCCCUAUUAAAGACAAAGGGCUGAGCCCAGUAAGGGAUGGGUCACCCAAUAAUGCCCCAAGAUCUGUAAACAGUAAAAACAAGGCCCCGAGUCCUACCAAUGUACAGUCCCCCAUCAAAGGCAAUGCACCCAGCCCUAUAAAGUCUCCCAUGAAUGAGAAUCUGCAGAGUCCUGCAAAAGCAUCAAGUCCUCUGAAAGCAGGGUCCCCUGUUAAAGGCAAAGCAUCAACUCCUCUGAAAGCAGGGACCCCUGUUAAAGGCAAAGCAUCAAGUCCUCUGAAAGCAGGGACCCCUAUUAAAGGCAAAGCAUCAACUCCUUUGAAAGCAGGGUCCCCUGUUAAAGGCAAAGCAUCAACUCCUCUGAAAGCAGUGUCCCCUUUUAAAGACAAAGCAUCAAGUCCAUUAAAAGCAGGGUCCCCUGUUAAAGGCCAAGUAUUGAGCCCUUUGAAAGCAGGCUCCCCAUGUAAAACUAGCCCUAUGAAUGCAAAGUGUACUAGUAAAAGGAAAGCACAGAGUCCUUCAAGAGGAGCAUCCGAUAGUAAAAAGAAAGUAUUGAGCCCUGAAGAGGAAGAGCCUUUCAGUAAAGAAAAAACAUCAACCCGUAUAAAUCUUGGGAAAGGAACACUACCGAGCCCUGUCAAGUCCGGAUUCACCAAUAAAAGGAAAGCUGCAAGUCUUACAGAUAAUGGAUCUCCAAGUAAAAGGAAAGCACCCAGUCCUGCAGAGACAGGGUGUGUAGGUCUAAGCAAAGUAGCAACCGCCACAGGAAUAGGACUAGAUUCUGGGACCAAACUGCAAAACCAUAUAGAGGCUGGGCCUGUUACUGAGGCUAAAGCACAAUGCAUUGCAGAGGUUUAUUCAUCAAAAGAUCAUAUGGGAUUUCAAGAGGCGUCCACUAAGCAUGGGGCCCAAAGCCCUGGGAAGCAGAGACUGUCAAAUAAUGUCCAAGACCUAUUUGGCAUUGAACAUUCUGAUGGUCAAAAAGUCCAAGUCCCGAAUGAGGGGAGAAUCCAUGGCUUCAGUGAAUCUGAUCCAUCCAGCAAGUGUGAGUCUGGCCUGUCAGUCAGUAGCAGAGUCAAAGACUCUAGUGAAUCUGGUCCAUCCAAGGAAAGUAGAGCCCAAGACCCAAGUGAAUUAGGCCUGUCCAGGGAAACCAGGAGCGGUGUACAUGGGACCCCGAGUUCUGUCAGAGACCCCAGAAUACGGUGCUGUUCUAAACAGAUAGUACAGGAGGUGCUGGCAAAGUGCAAUGAAUUCAGCAAAGAAGUAAUGGAAAGCCAGCAACAUGUGAGCUUGGAAAGAAGAGAACAGGAUCUGAGAAAUUGCAUUUGGGAUUUUGAAAAAGCUUUUCAGGAGAAUAUCACUAUCAACGGGGAGGCGUGGCAUGAGGCUCCAGAAACCCAGAAUGAACCAGAUAUUAAAAUCUUGGAGGAUAAACUCGAUGAUGCAAUAGUGGACACAGCGAUGAAGAGGAAGAGAUACCCUAGAAAAAUCUUGAGCCAUGUUGUUAAAAUGCUGAAGACAGAAAGAGAAAUCCUGGCCCAGACCAAACCUGCUGUGCAGCCAGAAGAAAUAAAGUUUGAUUCACAACAAGCCUCCCGCAUGGUGGACCUGACUACAGUAACCACCAAUUUAUCAAAGCACAUCAGUGAAACAAUGAAGGCUUUGCCAGCCCAGAUUGAAAAGGCCAAAGGGUUCUCCCAUGUGCUUAGCCUUCAACCCAUCUUGGAGAACUCCCGAACCCGCAAAGAAAUCUUCUGCACUCAAGUCAAACUGGUAGACCUGGCAAAGAAACUCCCACGGCCGCUAGAAACCACUCCAAGAGAUACAGAAGCCAAGAUGAAUGUCAGCCCUGUGCUUAGCCGGAGAAGGCAAACUUCUCAAUCUCCUAAUAAGAAGCUCUACCCACUGCGUUCCAAAAGGAAAAUCAGCCUGUCUUCAUGAUCCAUGUAACCCUCCUAUAAUAACUGACAGUUGUGCUGAAUUUUAUGCUUCCUGCAGAUUGUGUAUAUUUCUGCUCAGAUAUUGCAGUUUUAUUUUAUGUACGUCCAGCACUUGUGUUCUGUUGUAUAUCAGUGCUUUGCUGUUCUAGCAGAUGUUAUGUGGGGUUGGCUACCUUUUAACAUGCAGGGGCUUAUUAACAUAGAUGUUAUCCUGUGCAGUUACUCAUAGCAACCAGGCUUUCUAACUAAUUGCUGAUUGUUGCCGUGGUUGAUUGCACUGGUGCUAUUUUAAGAUCUAUCAGCCCCACAGCAUCCGACUUGCAUUUUAUCUUGUAGGCUACAGUCAUAGACGUCCUAGAACAGCCGAUGCCUCGUGUCUUCCUUGUGUGGGUGAUGUUUAGGGACCUUGUCCUAUUAAAGGGCACACCAGCCGUCGCUGGCAAAGUUUAUCUAAGAAAAUAUUCGCUAGUCUGAUGCAAACCAUAUCCGUUUCUGUUUUCAGGUAUUUCCAUUUUAUUUUCUAUGUGGAAGGGGGAAGGAUAGAAUCGUUAGCUGUAUUUAAAAAGGUCAAUCAAAAGGCCCUAUACCAUUAAUACAUUCAACUGCCUCUCUCCAUGUACGCACAAGAUGUUAGUCAUCAAAAAGUAGGGAUGCACCGAAUCUACUAUUUGGGAUUCAGCCGAAUCCUUGGUGAAAGAUUUGAAUACCAAUCCUAAUUUGCAUAUGCAAAUUAGGAUUUGGAUUCAGUUCGGCUGGGAAGAAGGAUUCGGCCGAAUCCUGCUGAAAAAGGCCGAAUCCCGAACUGAAUCAUGGAUUCGGUGCAUCCCUAUAUACAAUUAAUACAUUCAACUGCCUCCCUCCAAGUAUGCACAAGAUGUUAGUCAUCAAAAAGUAGGGUUGCAACGAAUCCACUAUUUGGGAUUCAGCCGAAUCCUUGGUGAAAGAUUCAGCCUGAAUACCGAACCAAAUCCUAAUUUGUAUAUGCAAAUUAGGUCAGGAAAGGAAAAAGUGGAAACAAUUCUUUUGUGACAAAAAUCACGUAAUUUCCCUACCCGUCCCUUAUUUACAUAAUGCAGAUUUGGUUCGGCCAGGCACAAGGAUUCGGCCGAAUAGGAAUCCUGCUGAAAAAUGCAGAAUGCUGGCCGAUUCCCGAACCGAAUCGGAGCAUCCCUAUCAAAAAGACCUUUGUUCACGUCUGUGUGUCUUUCAGUAUUGUGUUGUUGAGGAUUCUGGGAGUGGUGCUGAGUGGCCAUCACCCUACUAGCAAAAUACUUCCUUGCACAGCUGCAGGUUUCAUGGCUGCCUGCUAGUUUGAGAGCAUUUGGGGUAAUGUUGAACUAUUGCUUCAUGGGACAUUCUGUGUAUCACUUCCCUUUGUGUACAGUGCAAGUUGUCAUUCCAAAUGUGCUGUUACUGGACAGUGAUCCAUGGCCAUGGCCUAGUGCUCUACUCACCAUUGAGUGCGUCUUCUCUUACAAUGUAAGGGGAAAUAUCCUCCUUUUGUAUUUUUUUUUUUUUUUUUUUUUAAAUGCACAUUUAUGACCUGUCCAGACUACAAGACAAUGAAUUAAGCUCCCUAAACUGUUGCCAAAAGAGCUUUGUAAAAAAAAAAAAAAAAAAGGAUCCUUUGUAAAUUGCAUAAGUGUACUAUAUCUUCCAGCUGUAUAUUUGUAAAUAUACAUAUUUUUAAAUUAAAGAAAUAAAACUAACCACAAGUUGGGCUA
This is a messenger RNA of Xenopus laevis (African clawed frog), 4204 nucleotides long. It is a transcript of the gene nsl1.S, whose product is annotated as flocculation protein FLO11. The transcript has 6 exons. The record is from RefSeq and is a predicted model, not a curated record. Bases 1 to 2481 code for a protein of 826 amino acids. Lineage: Eukaryota; Metazoa; Chordata; Amphibia; Anura; Pipidae.